Lemur catta (Ring-tailed lemur) is the source of this 3923-nucleotide messenger RNA. RefSeq names its product forkhead box K1 (gene FOXK1). Gene Ontology annotation, biological process: regulation of transcription by RNA polymerase II. Lineage: Eukaryota; Metazoa; Chordata; Mammalia; Primates; Lemuridae. The transcript has 9 exons. The coding region runs from base 1 to 2187 and encodes 728 amino acids. Gene Ontology annotation, molecular function: protein binding; RNA polymerase II cis-regulatory region sequence-specific DNA binding; DNA-binding transcription factor activity, RNA polymerase II-specific. The record is from RefSeq and is a predicted model, not a curated record.
AUGGCCGAAGUCGGCGAGGACAGCGGCGCCCGCGCCCUGCUGGCGCUGCGCUCGGCGCCCUGCAGCCCCGUGCUGUGCGCCGCGGCCGCGGCCGCCGCCUUCCCCGCCGCCGCGCCCGCGCCGGCCCCCGCACCCCCGCCCGGGCCGCCCGCGCAGCCCCCGCCCGGGCCGCCACCGCCGCCGCCGCCCCCGCUGCCGCCCGGCGCGAUCGCGGGCUCGGGCGCGGGCGCGGGCGCGGCGCCGGCCCUGGUGGCCGCGGCGGCCGCCUCGGUGCGGCAGAGCCCGGCGCCGGCGCUGGCGCGCCUGGAGGGCCGCGAGUUCGAGUUCCUCAUGCGGCAGCCCAGCGUCACCAUCGGCCGCAACUCGUCACAGGGCUCGGUGGACUUGAGCAUGGGCCUGUCGAGCUUCAUCUCGCGGCGCCACCUGCAGCUCAGCUUCCAGGAGCCGCACUUCUACCUGCGCUGCCUCGGCAAGAACGGCGUCUUCGUGGACGGGGCCUUCCAGCGGCGCGGCGCGCCCGCCCUGCAGCUGCCCAAGCAGUGUACCUUCCGGUUUCCCAGCACGGCCAUCAAGAUCCAGUUCACGUCGCUGUACCACAAGGAGGAGGCUCCGGCCUCCCCGCUCCGGCCGCUGUACCCGCAGAUCUCUCCUCUGAAGAUCCACAUCCCGGAGCCGGAUCUCCGGACCCUGGUCAGCCCUGUGCCCUCCCCGACUGGCACCAUCAGCGUCCCCAACUCAUGCCCGGCUAGUCCGCGCGGCGCCGGGUCCUCGGGUUACCGCUUCGUCCAGAACGUGACCUCGGACCUGCAGCUGGCAGCAGAGUUCGCAGCGAAGGCCGCCUCGGAGCAGCAGGCAGACGCGUCCGGAGGGGACAGCCCCAAGGACGAGUCGAAGCCGCCGUACUCGUACGCGCAGCUCAUCGUGCAGGCCAUCUCCUCGGCCCAGGACCGGCAGUUAACACUAAGCGGCAUCUACGCCCACAUCACCAAACAUUACCCCUACUACCGGACGGCCGACAAAGGCUGGCAGAAUUCUAUCCGACACAACCUCUCUUUGAACCGCUACUUUAUUAAAGUCCCACGUUCCCAGGAGGAGCCUGGGAAGGGGUCGUUUUGGCGAAUAGACCCUGCCUCAGAAGCUAAACUCGUGGAACAGGCAUUCCGGAAGCGGAGGCAGAGAGGCGUCUCCUGCUUCCGCACCCCCUUUGGGCCUCUGUCCUCAAGGAGCGCCCCGGCCUCGCCCACGCACCCUGGGCUGAUGUCCCCUCGCUCGAGUGGCCUGCAGACCCCAGAGUGCCUGUCUCGGGAGGGCUCCCCGAUCCCACACGACUCUGACUUGGGGUCAAAGUUAACUGCUGUUCCAGAGUAUCGGUAUUCCCAAAGUGCGCCCGGCUCCCCUGUCAGUGCCCAGCCGGUGAUCAUGGCUGUGCCUCCCCGCCCGUCCAGUUUGGUGGCCAAGCCCGUGGCCUACAUGCCAGCCUCCAUCGUGACGUCACAGCAACCCGCAGGCCACGCGAUCCAUGUUGUGCAGCAGGCCCCCACCGUCACCAUGGUCAGGGUGGUCACCACCUCCGCCAGCUCCGCCAAUGGGUACAUCCUGGCCAGCCAGGGCUCGGCAGGGGGCUCCCACGACGCCGCGGGCACAGCCGUGCUGGACCUGGGCGGUGAAGCCAGAGGCUUGGAGGAGAAACCCACCAUCGCGUUUGCCACGAUCCCCGCGGCCAGCGGAGUGAUCCAGACGGUGGCCAGCCAGGUGGCCCCGGGAGUCCCGGGACACACGGUCGCCAUCCUGCAGCCGGCCGCGCCAAUGGCCAUCGGGCAGCACCACCUCCCCGUGCGGGCCGUCACGCAGAACGGGAAGCACGCCAUGCCCACCAGCAGCGUGGCCGGCAGCGCCUACGCCCUCACCAGCCCCCUGCAGCUCCUGGCGGCCCAGGCGAGUUCGUCCACGCCAGUGGUGGUCACCCGGGUGUGCGAGGUGGGGCCCGAGGAGCCAGCAGCAGCCGGCGCGGCAGUGGCCACCGCCACACCAGCCACCACCUCUGCCACCACCACCGCCACCUCGGCCUCUUCCACCGGGGAGCCCGAGGUCAAGAGGUCCCGGGUGGAGGAGCCCAGUGGGACUGGAACCACGCAGGCUGGGGUCAUCACAGCCGCCGGCCCCCAGGGGCCAAGCCCUGGGGAGUGACGUCACCUGCUCCGGGUGGAGUGGGACUCACCCAGCAGCGCCCCCGGAGCUGGGCCUGGCAGUGCAGGCAGCCGCGCCCACGGACGCAGGAGAACAGCGGCCUGUGGCGCCCAGCGGGCAGGUGGCUCGGCAGGGGCCCCCGGACACACCUAGCCCUUUCCAUUUUAUCUCCUGUCGUCCCGUGGUUCAAAACAAAACACAUAAACGAGUUCAGACAACUGAUUGUAUGAUUCUGGGAAUUCUUUGUUUUUGCUCCUCCCUCAGCACCCCCUCCUGUCCCCAGGCCUCUCCGUCAGGGUGCAGGGACAAGGCUGUAGCUCAACAUCCCAAGGAAGGUGUCAGACAGUCCCCCGAGAGCAAGCGGCCAGCACGGCAGCGGCACGGUACACGCCAGCCUCCCCGGGAAGAUGUGACGAGGUGACAGGCCAGAGCGGCAGGGGCUAACCUCCUGUUUCCUGCUGUUUUUUCCCCGCUCCUGACGUAGAAAGUAUCGGCAUUAACUUGGAGGGGUCCCGGUUUGGCUUUGGACUGCAAAUAUUUCUUUUGUUUAAACAUGGAAUUCAUGCUGAAUCAUAAAUCUGAGACAAACACAAAAAAGAGAAUAUAUUUGAGGUUUUCAUCUUCAGCUGUGGGUCUGGGGUUCUUACCGGCAUUAGUCCCCUCGAAGAGUCAACCUGCCGCUCUGUCUGUCAACUGCAAGCGAGAUCCACGGCUUCCUGCCUGGUGUCUGAGGGAGAAAGGUCCUUGGACAAAAGGUCCGUCCAGAGCCCACGGGCCACAGCGUCCAGCACCGGCCACGGCUGGGUCACCUGCCCCAGCACUGGAGGUGGGAGGAGCUUCCCGUGUUCUACGGUGGCUUUGUCGUCCUGUGGCUGAUGAGUACAGCAGGCCCCACCUGUGCCGAGCGCAGUCUGCGCGUGCUGCUUGUCACCAGAUCUAUCUGCUGUUUUAAAUUGGAGCCAUCUCUUCUGCCUGAAGUGCGGGGGCUGUGGUCAGCCGGCAGAAAGGAGGCCCCUCCGCGCACAGCUGGUACACACUGUGCCCCCCACGCUCUGCCGCUGCCGCCUCACGUGGCUCAGUCUGCAGCACGGUGAGAACCAAAGGAUGGGCGGUGCCGCUCGGUCUCCUGGCUCCUGGGUCCGUCGGGAAGUAGCCCUGCCCCUGCAGACAGCCGGUGGCACCUCGAGCCACGUCCUGCGAGCAGAGCCAGACGGUGCGGGGAUGAGAGUGGAGUCCGGCAGCUUCUCUUGGAGAAUGUUUUCAGGAACGCCAAGGGCAUCUAUGUGAAGAUCGACUUUAAAUUUUGCUCUAGUGUUGGUUCUCCUGGUAGCGACGACAAAUAGAAACAACGGACACGUUCAACACGGAGCUCCAUGAGUCUCUGAGCAGUGACCAUUGUCAGCAGUGGCCUGUCCUCGGCACUGCAGCCUCCGCCCUGGCCCCGUGGAAAACCACAGAGAGACCCAGUUCCCUGGAGAGCGUCUGAGGGAACAGCAGGUGGCCCCCAGGAACCGGGACCUGGCUGCGCACGGCCACCCUAGAGUGAGGGGGACACACCUUUCAAAAUGGCCACCGGUGUGACCCAGCCACAGCCACCCAGGGCCACUGUCCCCGGACAAGCACAGAACAUCUGCUGGCUCCCUCCUUUCUGCCGUGGUGGGAAAAUCCCUGUCCUGUUGUUUUUUAAGGCCCCCAAACCAGUUGUUUAUAUGGCACUAAACUUUAAAUGGAAAUAA